AUGGCGAAGAGAGAAAUCUUGGCAGCAGCUGACCACUUCUCUAUCAUCCGCGCAACUAGAAACAAAAAUAGUGCGAUGGCAGGAGGCUCCCAGGGACCACCAAAUCUGCCAGGUCAAACCACCAUCCAAGUCCGCGUUCCUUAUCGUGUAGUAGGGUUGGUGGUUGGUCCGAAAGGGGCCACAAUCAAAAGAAUUCAACAGAGUACUCACACCUACAUUGUAACUCCUAGCAGAGACAAGGAACCUGUCUUUGAAGUCACAGGAAUGCCUGAAAAUGUAGACCGAGCACGUGAAGAGAUAGAGGCUCACAUCACUAUGAGGACAGGUUCCGUAAUAGACAUCCAUCCAGAUAAUGACUUUCACUCCAAUGGCACAGAUGUCUGUAUGGACCUAUUUGGUAAUAGCUCUGCUGCUCUUUGGGCAAAGGUUAAUGCUCCUCGACGAGGAUCUGCAGCAUCACGCAAUGAGACUCUGGGCAGUACUUCUUCAGAGAGUUCAUGUUAUGGAACAGGCAGAGAGCAGGGACCAGCAAGCCCAUUUAGGCCAGUCCUGGGGGGAGGCUUCACACUAGGGGAACAGCACACUGUACCAGCUGCCAUAA
Messenger RNA from Pelobates cultripes (western spadefoot toad), 601 nucleotides. The record is from the annotation of a GenBank genome assembly. Lineage: Eukaryota; Metazoa; Chordata; Amphibia; Anura; Pelobatidae.